AUGAAUAUGAUUAAUUACUUAACAUAUUUCUUCUUCUUAGCAACAUUUAGUUUAGUUCAGUCUAGCGAUCCUUGUGUCAGCUUCAAUGGACAAAGGGUUGUUGGAAAGAAACUUUCUGUGACUGCUAUCAGAAUUAUCAGAAAAGUGGGCUUACAACUCUGUUUAAAACAUUGCCAACAACAACAUUCGUGCUUGUCUGUCAAUUACAAUCGAGAAACUCUGGAGUGUGAAUUGCUUAAUGUUGGAGGAAAUUCUUCAAUACCGUUUGUGGACUAUGAUAACUAUAUUUUUGAGGAAGUAACAGCAGAUGAUAAAAACAGAACUUUGUGUGGAAAAACACCGUGUAAUAGUUAUUCAACCUGUAUUUCUACGUCGUCAUCAAAGAACUUCUGUAUUGCUACAGAAUGUUCAGAAUCUGUUCCUUUCCUGGAAAAUGGAAUCAUUGUAAGUCAAACCUAUUCUCCUCCUUCUGUAACGUAUGGCUGUCAAGAGAACUACAUUGCAGUAGGUCAAGGGAACACAACACAAUGCACACCAGGAGGAAAAUGGACACCCCUAUCUUUGAUCUGUGAAGAUCUGGGUAUAUAA
Molecule: messenger RNA, 588 nt
Organism: Saccostrea echinata
Lineage: Eukaryota; Metazoa; Mollusca; Bivalvia; Ostreida; Ostreidae
Exons: 3
Coding region: 1-588 (195 amino acids)
Source: RefSeq, a predicted model, not a curated record